Trypanosoma brucei brucei TREU927 is the source of this 519-nucleotide messenger RNA. RefSeq lists its product as hypothetical. The transcript has a single exon. The coding region runs from base 1 to 519 and encodes 172 amino acids. Lineage: Eukaryota; Euglenozoa; Kinetoplastea; Trypanosomatida; Trypanosomatidae. The record is from RefSeq and is a predicted model, not a curated record.
AUGGUGGUGAAGAGUCAACCACGGGAAGGGGAAAUGGUUAAUCUGCCGCUGAAGGACUUCGCCAAGGCUACACGCCGUAUGGUUGAGCUGAGCGGCGUGAAGAAGUCGCGUUUGAUGUUGCGUGUGCGGCCUUCGAGCGGACGCAAGACGUUUGUUUUGAAGUCCACCGAUGGUCGCACAACCCUCACAACACGUGUGAAAAAUCAGGGGGAGCUCAAAAUUGUGGAGGAAAUCGUCCAUGACUUCGUCUCCCGCUGCACCGUCUCCCUCACAGCCCCACCGCCUUCAGCGGCCACCGGAGGAGGAGGAGGAGGAACGGGGGUUCCUAACAUAAAUGCCGCAUCUCCACGGCAGAAGUCCUCUGGAAAGGAAACUGAUGGUACGGUCCCUGCUGGUGGCAACAAAUCUGGAGGGAAGUCGGCAGAAAGUGGUGGUGGUAAAGGCAAUACCUCGCAGAAGCAGCAGCAGCAGCAGCAGCAUGGUGGCGGCAAUAAAAAGCGUAAGGGUGGCCGUCGAUAG